AAAUCAGGCUUUUGUCUAUCAAUGAAGAUACAGAGAAUUAUUCUCACAACUACAUUAGAAUCUAUAUGCUCAUAUUUAUCAUGGCAUCAAAGCUAGGAAAGAUCUGAGAACCAGUUUCCGCUGCAAUACAAUCCAGAGAAAAUACAACCCAGAGAAAACAUAGUAAUCAUGUCAAGAGAAAAUUCUCAACCUAUCACUGUCCGUUUUGAUGGAAUCAAUUACAAUCACUGGUCAUUCCUCAUGAGGAGUUUUCUUAAAGGAAAGAGUAUGUGGAAGUAUGUCGAUGGUAUAGAAAAGAAACCUACAACAAGCAGUUCUGUUGGAAAAGGGAAAGAAAAUGAAACACAGAAAAAGGAUCCAAAAGAAGAAUGGGAUAUUAACAAUCACAGGAUUCUCACUUGGAUUGGAAACACAAUCAUUCCUUCCAUAAGCAUGCAACUCACAAGUUUUGAGGUAGCCAAAGAUGCAUGGGAUUUUCUUUCGAAAAGGUACACCCAAAUCAACUUUGCUCAGAGGUAUAAACUCGAACAAGAUAUUAGAUCUAUGAAACAAUCGCAUGAUCAGUCUAUUUUUUUUUUUCAUUCUGAGAUGUCUUUAAUCUGGAAUCAAUUAGCACUCAUGGAACCAAUAUGGACCGUAGAUUUGGAAUUGUGGCAGAAGUAUAGAGAGGAAACACGUUUAGUUCAGUUUCUAAUGGCUUUGCGUGAUGAGUUUGAGUCUGUUAGGGCAUCAAUCCUUCAUCGUUCACCUCUUCCCACGGUGGAAGUUGCUUUGUCUGAACUUAUUACAGAAGAAACAAGGAAAAGAAUCACACCGGACAUAUCAGGAGUAUUUGUUGUGCCCUCACGAUCCAGCCCUAACAAUUUUCCAAGAAACUCAAAUGCUCAAGUGCAACGUGAUAUGUCUCAAGUACAGUGUCAUAACUGCAAGACCUUUGGACACUUGGCAAGGAACUGCAAUCUCCCAUCGGCCAAUACAUCACCUGCUGCCACAAUACCUGACACACCCACAACACAGUGUGGGUAUUGUAAGGAAUUUGGUCACUCAUCUAGAUUCUGCACCUCACCAACCUCAAGAAACAUGAGAAGGAUCAAUGCUAAUGGAGGAAACAAAUUCAAUACACCUACCAGAUUUACGGCAGCUCCAGUUUCAUCUGCAACAGAUCCAUAUGCAACAUCGACAACCUCAUCUGCAUUAGUUGUACCUGGUGGUGGUUCAACACCAAACCUUGCUGAUAUUCAAGAGAUGAUUAAACAAGCACUCUCAAUUGGUAACAAACCUACAGCUGCAUCUGCCUUCUCUAUCUCCUCAGGAUCUCAAAACCGGGAAGCUAGUUGGGAUAGGCUGUAAAAAUAAGGAAUUUAGUAUCCGUACGAAUCCACAGAGUGGUACAAGCCAUUCGCAAUUACCGAGAGCAAUGAAGUUCUUCUAUGGAUCACAAAAUAUUCAUCCGAUAAGUCAGAACCCAUCUACAUCUACUGUUAUGACCCUAACAAUUCUACUCUAAACAAAUCGUCCAUAGCCUACUUCCUCAUAUGAACACACUUGUUUCUUUGAAAGAGAUUGGAGAAUGCCAGGAGAAUGAUGGGAGCUAAACACUAUGACUAUUCCGUUCCAUUGCUUCAAUUAUCUAGAUAUAUCUGUUUUAAUUAUCUUUGAAAAAAAUUCGUACCGAUUGAUGUUUACUUCUUCUUAAACUUUUUGUCCACCGCCGAUAUAAACAUCUGUAUCCAAUCCAGCAUC
Messenger RNA from Papaver somniferum (opium poppy), 1743 nucleotides. RefSeq lists its product as uncharacterized. Gene Ontology annotation, molecular function: zinc ion binding; nucleic acid binding. The coding region runs from base 169 to 1350 and encodes 393 amino acids. The transcript is spliced from 2 exons. The record is from RefSeq and is a predicted model, not a curated record. NCBI's taxonomy places the organism in Eukaryota, Viridiplantae, Streptophyta, Magnoliopsida, Ranunculales, Papaveraceae.